GCGUUACACAGAAGUCUCAUCCCAGGCCUCCGGCCACAGCCACCACACGACUCAUCUCCCCUGGGACUGAGGCUACUUACCUGGGCUCCCCACGGAGGGGGAUGAUGCAGGAGGGGAAUCCCACCUGCUGUGAGUCACCUGCUAGUUUAAAGGGCGGGUCUCACAAUGCAGGGACCUUAAAAAGAGACUCAGAGAACAAGGGGAGAAAAUCCACAGGAAGCAGCUCAGAAGCACGGUGAGCACAGAACAGACAGAAUCGGAUUCAGAGCAAGGGGAAGUGGACAGAGGUCCCACAGGACUGCACGGCACGCAGCCAGCCGGACUGGAGAGGCAGGCCACGAGAUGCUGGGGGACGGAGCCGUGCUGUUGCUGCUGCUGCUGCUGCCCUGGACAGCUCAGGGCCGGGCUGUGUCAGAGGCCGGCGGCCCCGCUUGGGCUCGGGGCCAACAGCUCUCACAGCAACUCUGCAUGCUGGCCUGGAGCGCACACCCACCAAUGGGACAUGUGGAUCUACCAAGAGAAGAAGGAGGCGAUGAGACUACAGAUGAUGUCCCCCGUAUCCAGUGUGAGGAUGGCUGUGAUCCACAAGGACUCAGGGACAACAGUCAGUCCUGCUUGCAAAGGAUUCAUCAAGGCCUGGUUUUUUACGAGAAGCUGCUGGGUUCAGAUAUUUUCACAGGAGAGCCUUCUCUACUCCCAGAUGGUCCUGUGGACCAGCUUCACGCCUCCGUACUGGGCCUCAGGGAACUCUUGCAGCCCGAGGGUCACCACUGGGAAACUGAGCAGACGCCAAGCCCUACUCCCAGCCAGCCAUGGCAGCGCCUCCUUCUCCGUCUCAAGAUCCUUCAGAGACUCCAGGCCUUUGUGGCUGUAGCUGCCCGGGUCUUUGCCCAUGGAGCAGCAACUCUGAGCCCCUAAAGCCAGAAGCUCAAGGAUGGCACCCAGACCUCCAUGGCUCAGUAACGCUAAGAUCAGUCUAUCAACCUGGACACCUGUGAGCCAACAAGUUCAUCAGUCCGUUAAUUUUAAUGAGACUUAUUCUGUUGAAAAAUUACCAAAACUGACUGACUUAUGAUGUUGACCUAGGAGAGGCUGAAUAUUUAUUACAUGGGAAGGGAAUUUUGGGAUUAUUUAUAGUGGCAGGAGCUUGGGGAUGAGGAUUAUUUAUUAUAUUUAUACUGAAUUAUGUACUUUUUUCAAUAAAGACUUAUUUAUGUGGA
This is a messenger RNA of Dama dama (fallow deer), 1220 nucleotides long. RefSeq names its product interleukin 23 subunit alpha (gene IL23A). The transcript has 4 exons. Gene Ontology annotation, biological process: positive regulation of T-helper 17 cell lineage commitment; positive regulation of T cell proliferation; immune response. Gene Ontology annotation, molecular function: cytokine activity. The coding region runs from base 343 to 918 and encodes 191 amino acids. Gene Ontology annotation, cellular component: interleukin-23 complex; extracellular region. The record is from RefSeq and is a predicted model, not a curated record. Lineage: Eukaryota; Metazoa; Chordata; Mammalia; Artiodactyla; Cervidae.